This is a messenger RNA of Daldinia loculata, 1448 nucleotides long. RefSeq lists its product as uncharacterized. The record is from RefSeq and is a predicted model, not a curated record. NCBI's taxonomy places the organism in Eukaryota, Fungi, Ascomycota, Sordariomycetes, Xylariales, Hypoxylaceae. The transcript is spliced from 3 exons. Bases 97 to 1296 code for a protein of 399 amino acids.
GCGUUAUGUGCCUACCUUGCCGAGUCCGAAACUUCCCAACUUUUAUCUUCCACUCGAAUCUCUCUUUCGUAACCCCCCUUUCGAUGGGGACUCAAGAUGAAGAAGACGCUGCUGUUGUGUUUUAUUCACGGCUUCAAGGGGGGUGACGACACCUUUGGCGAAAAGUCCGAGUUCGCGCAGCAUCUCGCUGCCAUCGUAGGUGCCGCGCUGCCUAAAGUAUCGGUACGCGCUAUCACAUACCCUCGAUAUGAGACCCGCGGCGACUUACACGAGUGCGUCGCUCGCUUCCGCGACUGGCUGCUUAACAAGGUGAUCGACAUCGAGGUCGCCGCCGGAACGCCUUCUCCAACCGUCGACCCUUCCGUUCGUACGAUCCUAAUCGGACAUUCCAUGGGCGGCAUCGUUGCCGCCGAGACUGCCAUCGGCCUCGCUUCCGAGGUACCCGUUACCCAUACCAAUAAAGCCAGUCAUCGCGACAGCCUUACCGUUUUAGUCGGCGAGUCUCUGGGUCCUACAAGCCUCAUGUUCCCCUACAUCCAAGGAGUUCUCGCCUUUGACACUCCUUACCUUGGAAUUUCUCCCGGAGUUGUUGCCCACGGCGCCGAGGGCCACUAUAACAGUCUCAACGGCGCCUUGACCCAGCUGAACGGGCUAUCCAGCAUCUUCUGGAACAACUACAACCAAGCGUCCGGAAACACCGGAGGCGCCAGCAAGAAGCCUGCCGGUGCUCUACCCGCUCCCGAAUCGCCCCAGGACAAGAACAAGAAGCAGGGCGGCGGAGGAUGGGGAUGGGGCCAGAUCGCAGCAGUGGCCGGAGCGGCUGGUGCUUUAGCGGCUGGUGGCGCGGCGGCAUAUAUGAACCGAGAGCAUCUCACCUCGGGGUGGUCGUGGGUCAGUUCGCAUCUCGAAUUUGUAGGAUGUCUAGCCAGAGGUACGGAGCUACGAGAGCGGGUAACAAAGCUGGUGAAGUUGGAUCGGGAAAUGGGCAUCGGCUUUGCGAAUCUAUACACGCGUCUUGGGAAAGCCGCAUCUGCGAAGGAGGUUAGCAUGGUGGGAACCGUCAUGGGUAACGAGCGGACUUUCUGCAAUCUACCCGCGCGCGACAAGCGGACGAUGGGUCUAUGGAUAGAAGCUGUAAACGAUAAGGUGACGGACGAGAUAGGAGCACAUAUGGCAAUGUUCGAGCCCAAAGAGAACCCCGGGUAUCGCAAGUUAUCGGAAGACGCAAAGAACUUGAUAGUGCGCUGGUCCCGCAACGAAUGGUACGAGACGAGCGGCCGACAUGCAAUUGAAUAGACAAGAAGCGCUAAGCGGGGUGUGCAAGCUAUUGUUUAUAGGUGUAUUCUGUCUAUACUUCUACAUAUAUAUUACCCUGACCAGUUACGUGGAUAUUCAUGAAUAUAUAUCUUCCAUCAGGGCUUUGCAACCCGUUCCUUUCGUUACAAUGU